Protopterus annectens (West African lungfish) is the source of this 1432-nucleotide messenger RNA. RefSeq names its product dual specificity phosphatase 29 (gene DUSP29). The record is from RefSeq and is a predicted model, not a curated record. Gene Ontology annotation, biological process: protein dephosphorylation; negative regulation of MAPK cascade. The coding region runs from base 337 to 999 and encodes 220 amino acids. The transcript has 4 exons. Gene Ontology annotation, cellular component: cytoplasm. Lineage: Eukaryota; Metazoa; Chordata; Ceratodontiformes; Protopteridae. Gene Ontology annotation, molecular function: MAP kinase phosphatase activity; protein tyrosine/serine/threonine phosphatase activity.
CAGUGCUGCUUUUUCAAGGACGCAGGACACAAUUCCUUUUCUGGUCUCUACCUAACUUUAGCUCACCCCUCCCAUCCCUUAGCAGUGUCGGGAUCGACUCGUCCUGUCGGCUUAUACAUCUGCCCUCAUUUAACCCCAGUUCUAAGCUAAAUACUGUUGUUUUUGAAAAAAAAAAUACCCCAAAGUUCCACUCCCUUAUGCCGCUACAGUGACUGUAUGCUUUUCAGCUCAUCUGAGGACAAGAGAUACUGGGAUUGAAAGUGUACAGGUAUUAUUCCAGUUUGCUGCAUACAGUACUAGUAUUACAGAAGAAAACGGUGGCUUCUAUAUGACAAGAUGUCCUCUGUUGGCUCAAAGACUCAAAAGAAAAAUGCUUAUGUUGCUGUGAAGGUUGAUCCUGAUGACUCGUAUACAACCCCUGGAGUUUUUGAUUUGGAACGUCUGUUCUGGAAAGGAGGGGUCAGAUAUACACAUGUCAAUGAGGUGUGGCCUAAUUUGUACAUUGGAGAUGAAGCAACUGCAUUAGAUCGAUACAACCUGGAAAAGAUGAAUAUCACUCACAUUCUCAAUGCAGCAGAUGGGCCGUGGAACGUAUGUACUGGACCAGAGUAUUACAGUGACAUGACCGUUGAGUACCAUGGGGUACAAGCUGAAGAUAUUCCAUCAUUUGAUCUAAGCCAGUUUUUCUACUCAGCUGCUAAAUUCAUUGAUACUGCACUCAGCAAACCAGAAAAUAACAUUCUAGUUCACUGUGCAAUGGGGCGUAGUCGUUCAGCUACUUUAGUCCUGGCAUAUUUGAUGAUCUACAAAAAUAUGACAGUGGUAGAUGCCAUUGAACAGGUGAUAAAACACAGAUGCAUUCUGCCCAACCGUGGCUUUCUGAAACAACUUAGAGAACUUGAUAUAAAGCUGGCUAUGGAAAAAUACAAUACAAGAGAAGUUUCCAUUUCAAAUGAGGGAGAAACAAAUGAGAAGAAUGUUGAAGAAUAUGAUUUUUAACUGUGGACUGUUCUGAACAUGACGAUGAAGUUAUAAAAUUCUUUACAAAAACUGAAAUGUCCUAAAACUGCAUCAGUGCUAGAAGAAAUGGUCAUGACUGAUCUGCUGCAAAAAGGUUGAAGAGUUCUAAAAACUGAGUAAAAUGUUACAGGACCAUUCUAAUACCAUGAUUACUGUGACUGAGUUAUAAUGAAAGAUACCACAGUGGGUUUCUAACUUAGGCUGUUUAAGGUUUUAAAAAUGUAUUCUACUGAAACAAAUAGGGCAUUUUUCAUGCAGCUUAAAUUUAUAAGAUGCAGAAGAAAGAAUAGAUAGCAUUAUUAUUAACAGGUUUAAGACAUUUCUCACUCAGUAUGAGACAAAGUACAGUUGUUUAAGUCAUCAUCAUCUUUUGGCUGUUCCCUUUAGGGGUCGCCACAGCAGAUCAUCUGUU